UUCGCUGUGUUCGCAAGAAAAAUUUUCAUUGCCUCGGCAAAAAUUCGAAGUGAACGAACGCAAAUAAAUGCUGAAGAAAAUGUGUGAGAAAGCUAAGAAACUGGUGUUUGGGAACUGGAAGGACAACGAAGCCGAUGCAGAAAAGGCUCAGAGUUCGAAGUAUGCGAGUUGGGGCUCCAGCGCUUCUGAUACAAGCGGCCAGUCGAGGUCUUUAAAAUCCUCCAGCUCUGUCUCCGCGACCCACUUCGAUGCGGAAAGGCGCUUCGAAAUACGCCACGGAAUUCGUGGACAGAAACCAAAGUUGAAAGUCCGGAGCCAGAGUUCCAGUGGCCCGCGCUUUUCCAAGUCUACGUCGAAAAAGAGGAGCAUGAGUGAAGGCAGAGGAAAAUUUAAUUUGCGGUCCAGUUCGGAGUCUUCUGAUUCCGGAUCCGACUCGAGUUCCAGCUCGGAAUUGGAUUCGAAAUCCGGCUCGUCAUCCGAUUCGGAAUCCACUACGGGACCAAGUUCUCACGGUAGCGAUAUGGGAGAGAGACCACGAAUGCAAAGCGCUGUUUUUCGCAUUCAUGAUACUUGGCAAUCGGCAAAUUCUUCCAAGUCCGUGAAAACAUAUCGUGAACAUUUUCAAUCAAGAAGCAGAAGCAGCAGUCUACCGCGCGUAAAGCGCGUUUGUCCUUCGAAGCCCCAAAGAGAUCUGACGUACGGGAGUCCGGAACCCAAAAGUCCAGCCAAUCGCGGCCGCAAUUCCUGGAAGAAGAGUCAAUCGAGGAGCAUGAGCUGCAGCCCCAUUCGAAAGGUUUCGGUAAACCGCUCCUUGACCAGAAGCCGCAGUCCCCAUCGGAAUACUUGGUCCCAAAGCAAAAGCCUAAGUCCUCCUACCUGGAAGCUGCCGAUGGAUGAGGGCGUUCAUUAUCGGGAACGCCACAAUAUCACCUUGACCAACUGGGAUGGGCGAGGGCAUCCGGAGCCUGUGCUGAGUUUCGAGCGCAGCGGAUUCAAUGCAACCAUAUUACAGCAACUGGAGGAUCAAGGCUUUGAUGCGCCCACGCCCAUCCAGGCGCAAACUUGGUCGAUUGCCGAGGAGGGCAGAAAUAUUGUGAUGAUUUCUGGAAAGGGCACAGGUAAAACAUUGGGCUAUCUAUUGCCGGGCAUAAUGAACAUUGACAAUCAGCGCGGAUUAAUGCAGCGCAAGAAAGGACCCAUUGUCUUGAUUUUGGUGGACAGCCGUGAUGCUGCUGUGGCGGUCCAAAGAGAGGUAUUGUACUAUACGAAUCCUCUUGAGCUUAGGACGUAUUGCCUCUUGGGCAGCAGUCAAUGGCAAUGCCAUGCCGAAUGCGAUCUGCUGGUGGCCUCUGCUGGUCGCCUGCUGCAAAUGCUAGAUAACAAAAAACAUGUUGUAGAACUGGAACGCUGCACCUAUUUGGUUGUGGACGACAUUGACCGCAUGAUUGACGUGGGCCUAGAGGGUAACAUUUGCCGGCUACUAUGCCGUCUACGUAAACGUGCCCAAUUGGUCGUCACCAGCACCUCGUGGUCAUCAAAUCUGAAGCGGAUGGCCAAGAAGUUUAUGGUCCAAUACACCGCGAUUCUCGUGGGUCAAAUUAACGAUUUAGGCAUGCAAUUGCAGAACAUCCGCCAGCGGGUGGAGGUAGUCAAUGGGCUAUCGAAAAUAGGACGCCUUAUGGAGGAGCUGGCUGCAAUUUACGAUACGAGCGAUGUUCCCGGUAAAGUGGUGAUCUAUGUGAAGCGCCAAAAGGUCGUGGAAGAACUGGUGAACUUGAUACGGAAAUAUGUGCCCUGUGAGGGCAUCCAUAGUGGAUGCACUGCCCAGGAGAGGGAAGGAAUAAUCCGUGAGUUUGGCUCUGGCGCCUACAACAUCAUUGUGGCCACGCAAAUGUCUUCGAUUUACUUGGAUGUACCAGGCAUUCGUUAUGUGAUCAAUUACGAUUUCCCGGACACCAUUGAGAAGUAUGCUCAGCGCUUGAGCAGAUCGGGAUGGCUGACGAGUAACAGUAACUGCGAGGUCAUCAGCUUCUUUACCAAGGCAAACUAUAGGCUCGUGAUGGCCGUGGUCGAUUUUCUCAAGGACUGCAAACAAGAAAUUGGACCGCAUCUUCUCCAGAUCGCUGAAAAAAAUGAGUUUGGUCCCCGUCAACGAAAGCGCCAUCGUCCGCCACGCUACAAUCGCAUGCAAUAGGGUCAAUUUCGAUAUGGCGAUAUAACGAUAUAUAUCAUUGGCAAAAAUUUUGAUGAUUUAACAAUUGUUAAUAUAUAAUGGAUUUAACCCUUUAAAUGUUUAUUGUUUAAACUGGGCCAGUUUAAGCCGUUUUUAUUUUGGGGGCAACUACAAAAUGGGCUAAUGACGCAUGGGAGGGGCAUGGAUGGCACGUCCGCAAAGAAAGUUGUGCAUCCAGAGCUCAGGAGACGUGACGUUAUGCAAGUGAAGAGCAGCAAAGUAAAAUGCAUGGCAGUGCAUCAAUAUUCAAAUACGGUUUCAGUUCAUAAUAAAUCCCUUAUGAUAUUUACAUGUUUAAGAACUACAGCAAUUCACAGAGAAUUUUAAAAAUACAACGUCAGGAUAUUCAAACUUAAUUCGCUUAUUUGCUAUUUAUACUACAAAUCGUUUUCUAUCGUUAUAAUGGUUCAGUAAAUUGUGGAAAUCCGCCUAGAUCUCGAUCCAUAUCGAUUCAUUUGGCUUCUGUCACCGAUUCGCUGGUUCGCCUACCGUCCAAAUUCUGACAUAUAUGGGUCAAUAUUUUAUGUACAGCCAGCCAGCCAACCCCCUUUUGGCCCAUUGAUUGCCAGAGUUAUUUAGUUGUUUGCGCCAAAAGCAAAUGGAAAUGAAUCAAAAUUCAUUAGAGGUGAAUUUAUUGUGUUGGCCAUUUGAUUUCGGUCCCAGUCGAGAUCAAAUUUCUGGCCAAUCGAUCGGCUGGGCUGUUUUCGUUAGCCCGAUUGGGGUGUGAAGGGGUUGUGUGUAUCGCGGCUAUAUCUACAACAGAUAUCACAGGUGGCUCGGCUUGCAGCUGAGUUUUGUUCAGACGGAAAAAAACUAAAAACAUAAAAAAAAAAAAACAAGAGGGCGGUGGACCGUGUCUAAUCCGAUUUUGACUUUAUUAACGGUGCAAUUUGUACCGACAACUGCCAGACGGGAACCAACUGGCAGUCCGAAACUCUUAACUCUUUUAACUUCGAACUCCUGGAGUCUGCAAGCCAAAAGACCCCUAGCGAUUAUUAUUUAUGGCCGCGAGUGUUAACCCCACCACACUCCGCCCCGCCUUCCACAAAUUGUAUGCUAAUCGCUUGGACCCCCGAGACAUUGGCAGCUGCCCCAAGUGGAACUGGACAUGGGGACAUGGAACCUGGGGACCUGGAGUCAGUUGGUGGACCACUCGAUUGUUUUCCUUCGGUUGCUAUGAGUGUGCCUGAUUUAUGGAGUGUCGCUGACUAAUUUGAGAUCUUUCGAGGGGUGUGAGUGCAGCAGUGCAGCAGUGCAGCAGUUGCAGCUUGCAGUUUGCAGUUGCCUGUUGAGUUGAGUUGCGCUGCGUUUCACCCAAACUGCAAAUGACCAUUCUAGGGAUGGCUGAAAAGCGUGACCAGCACAAGCCACAACAAAAUCACUCACGAUCGUAAAUGCACUGUUUCCAAAUUUAGAACCGCAAAGGUCAGCGCUGAGGGGGCGGAGUUGUUGGGAUGGAGUCCGAAAAAGGCAAUCGAUUCAACAAUUGAUCGAUUUCGCUGAGUCAUUGCGGAAAUUUAAGAUUGCGCAAAAGUGUUUCUAGAAAUGGGAGACGUAAUGAAACGGCACGUUGCAAUUGGCUAUAAUUCCAUCCUGGCAGAUCACACAUAUAUACCGAUCUAGAAAAAUUGUCAAAAGAAAUGACAUAUGCAUUUAAUGUUAAGUAUACGACACGUGCUACAAUAAGUGGCCUUUGAAUUUUUUUUGAAUUACAUUAGCUACGUGGUCUUUGUGGUAACUGUUCAUUUGUUUUAUAACUUCUUAACAUCUUCACUUGAUCUGGCCACAAUUUAUGCGUUUUACCUGACCACAAAGAAGACAAACAAUCCGUUGCAACGAUAACGAUAAGCUGUCACGUAUGCCCAUCCACUUGUUUUGUAUCCGGCGGAUCUGCACUUCAAAGGCAAGGCCGCCCAAGCAGUUCACAAGCCACAACCACCCACUCCCCCACAUCCAAAAAAGGGGGGUUCCCACGCACGGGAUGCGUGAGUGAUGGCAACUGUCAACUUCUGUCAGUGCAAAAAACAGAAAAGAAAAUAAUAACCAAAACCAAAACCAAAACAAAACUGAAACACAAAUAUUGUGAAUUGAAAAGCCAAAUAUGAAAAGCAAACACAGUUCGUUGUCGUGUCGGCGACGUCAAUGUGCCAAGACCAAAAGCCUUAAAACUCCAAUAGCCCAAAACCCCGAAGUCGCACCGAGAUCUUGCAGUCACGUUUGCUUAAUAAAAUUAAUAUUUACAUAUGUUCCGUAUUUACACACACACACACACACACACACAACAAAUGCUGCUGCCCCCACCGAAAGUGGACAAAUAGCCAAAUAGACCGGCAUGGUCAGGCAAUUUGCACGAUCCGCGUGCCAUCCGAUCCCCCUCGGAUCACCAAUCUCCUCCAUACCCAUUUCUAUACCCAGCACGCACCAUAAUUCGUCCGUGAUGAUCUCUGUAUACGUUAAAGGCGCUAUCGUGAUCCGUAAUCCGUGAUCCAUUGGAGAAAAUGAGCUGGUCAAUGCGGUAACCGGAUGACUCACUCAUUGCCAAAUGGCGAUAAGGAUCUCUGGCAAAACGGA
Molecule: messenger RNA, 4804 nt
Organism: Drosophila mauritiana
Lineage: Eukaryota; Metazoa; Arthropoda; Insecta; Diptera; Drosophilidae
Product: putative ATP-dependent RNA helicase CG14443
Exons: 1
Coding region: 68-2194 (708 amino acids)
Cellular component (GO): cytoplasm; ribonucleoprotein complex; nucleus
Molecular function (GO): RNA binding; RNA helicase activity; ATP binding
Source: RefSeq, a predicted model, not a curated record